CUCUUUUGGGACUUCCAGCUCACCGAAUGCUGCUCCGAGAAGCAGAGCCCGGUGAACUCUCUCAAUCACAUCACUCAUGUCUGACACCCGAGAUCACCCCGCUGACAAUCGCAUCUUCAGCGAGAUACCGUUGAAAUGAGUCAGCAGCCAGAGGACCGGGCGCAGGAAGACGAGCUGUACAGGGAGCUUGCCCAGAGUGUGCGUAACCAUGCGGCAGUGAGGGAAGGGGAAGGGGAAGGGGACGAUGCCCAUGGCGGUGCGAGUCCGGGGAUGAAUGGGGCGGGGGAGGGGAGGGAGGCCGACGACAAGAAGGUCACCAUCACCCGUAAGCACCAUGCAGGGAGGGGGAUAGAGGCACGAACACAUCGAAAUUCCCUUUUCCCGGCUCUCUGUGUGUAUGUGUGUCUGUGCGUGUGUGCGUGUGUGUCUGGUGUGUGGCAGAGAACGAUGUGUGUCUGGCCGUGCCCGACACGGCGAGUGCCCCCCCUGACGGCCACCCGGCCGGCGACUCGCCUGUCCAGGCUGAGAUCUCAGGGUGAGCAGCGCACCCACUCACACACGAACUGUGUAGUUGUUGCCUGAUCCUGAUCCGUGGAUCCAUCGCAUCGGUCCGUGUGUGUGUAUGUCUGUCAUCAGUGACGUGACCGCGCUGCUGAACGACUUUCACGACCUGCCGAGCAAGAAGCAGUUCAGGCCGCUCCAGCACUUUCCUAAGAGAUGGGACGAUUUCAAAGCCGUAGGUGAGUGGAUUGGUGGGCUAACACGAGAGCCCAACACACCACACGCACGCACAAAGGAUGUUUGUUUCUUGUGUUUGCACAGGUCUGUGGUGUUGGCGCGAGUAUGUGCCUAUCGGUGGCUGGCUGCCGACGUACAACUGGCGGAAGGACGGCGUCGGCGACCUCGUCGCGGGGAUCACCACAGCAUGCUUUCUCGUCCCUCAGGUGACCAUCCAUCCAUCCAUCCAUCCAUCGUGAAAGCGGCUGUGUGUCUAUCGCUCUGUGUGUGUGUGUGUGUAUCGAUCAGGGCAUGUCCUACGCAUUGGUUGCCAACCUGGAGCCCGUGUACGGCCUCUACUCAGCCAUGGUCUCCACCAUCGUCUACGCACUACUCGGCAGCUCACGGUCAGUCAGUCUCCCACUGCCCCCUCCCCUCGUCUCCUUCUCUUUGCACACAAUCAAUGAGUGCGUUUCUGUGCGCACUUUCUUUCGGUGCAUUGCAGGCAGCUUGCUGUGGGUCCCGUAGCCAUCGUGUCGAUCCUGACUGCAGAGGCCAUCUCUGAGCUGGGCAUCGACCCCAAGCUGUCUGACGGCAAUGAGAAUCCCCUCUACACAUCAAGGGCCAUUGCGCUCGCCUUCGUGGUAGGUGAGCAGUGAGUGAGCACACAGACAGCUGUACGGCCCUGCCCUGCACUCUUGUGUUGUGCCGCGUGUGUCGUGUCAGGUUGGCAUCUACUCGCUGGGCCUGGGUCUGUUUCGCCUGGGGUUCCUGGUCAACUUCCUGGGCCACCCGGUGGCCAGCGGCUUCACCUCUGCGGGCGCCAUCAUCAUCGGCCUCUCACAGUUGAAGCACGUUGUCGGAUACCAGGUGAGAACCAUCUCUGCAGCCAGCAGCCGUGUGUAUGUGUGUAUGUAUGUGUGUCGUCAAUUGUCACCAACCAGGUGGACAAGGGCACGAUCCAGAAGAGCUUUGAGUCGAUCAUUGAGGGGGCCGAGGACUUCAGCUGGCAGUCGUUCCUGAUGGGGGUGCUGGUCAUAUUUGUCCUGUGGCUGUUCAAACGCAACUUCUUUGUCAAACACCCCAAAGUAUGCCAAAGCCAAAGCCAAACAGCACACAGAGAUGCCCGUCUAUGCAGAGAGAGAGAGAGAGACCCCUUUUGGAUCAUUGUGUCCUUUCCUCAGUUCCAGUGGAUCCGUCGGCUGCCCUCGCAGCUGCUGGUGAUCAUCUUCGCCACACUCAUCACCUGGGCGGCCGGCUUCCAGAACAAGCCAGCAAAAAUAAAGGUACACUGACACGCCCAACCACCCACCCACGCAGAUAUACGCCUUCCCGCAUUAUCUGUGUGGGUGUGUUUGCAACAGAUCAUCGCAGCGGUACCCGACGGCAUCCCGAAGGCGCAAGCGCCAGACAUCGACAGCAACGUGUUCGCGGACCUGGCUGUGGCCGGCGGCACCAUCACUCUCAUCGGUAUGUAUCAGAAGAAGACAUAGCGGCAAAGAGUCCGUUUGUUGCUCUAUGGUGUGGGGUGUGUGUGCGUGUGUGUGUGUUCGUAGGGUUUAUGGAGUCGAUAGCAGUGGCGGAGAUCUACGCGACCAAGAACGACUACUCGCUCAUCCCAAACCAAGAGCUCAUCGCCCUGGGCGCCUGCAACCUCCUCGGCUCAAUGUUCUCGUGCUACCCCACUGCAGGUGACACCAUCCACCCACCACACAGAUCGAGACACCGAAAGAUAUUGUCACGCCUCUCUCUCUGUGUGUGUGUGUGUGUGUGUGUGGUAUCAGGCGGCUUUGGCCGCACGGCCGUGAAUGCGGCAGCGGGUGCCAAGACGCCCCUGGCGUCGCUGAUAACGGGGCUGGUCCUGGCGCUGGUGCUGGCCUUCCUCACGUCGCUCUUCUACUACCUGCCAAAACCCUCUCUCGGCGCCAUUGUGAUAUUCGCCGUCGUCGGGCUCUUCGACUGGCAGGAAAUGGUGGGUGUGGUCGGCAGGUUCACUCACGGCGAUGGGCGUGAUGGACGGAUGGAUGGAUGGGUUGUGUGUGUCAGGUGCAUCUGUGGCAUGUCAACAAGCGCGACUUCUGCACGCUGAUGGCGACGUUCAUCUUGACGCUGACCCUGGGAGUGGAGACGGGCAUCCUCAUCGGCAUCGGCAUUUCCAUCAUACUCAUCAUCCACCAGUCGGCAUUCCCAUACACAGCUGUCCUGGGUACUUACUUGGACACGCACGCACCAGCAACACUUGUGUGUCAGCACAUGUGUGGAUGGAUGGAUGGCUGCAGGUCGUGUGCACAAACUGGGUGCCCCGUCUGAAGCCCCUGAAGCGGCGGAGGACCAGGUGUACCCUUUCUACAGGUGCGGUGGGUGCGUCGGGCACAUCCACGCCACGCCAUAUAUAAACGUUCCUUAUGUGUGUUGUGCUGUGUGUUGUGUGUGCUGUGUUUAGGGACAUCCGUCGCAAGAAGGACAUCGCGUCGACCGUGCCGGGCGUGGUGGUCUUCCGGUUCGACGCCGACCUGCACUUCGCCAACUGCAACUUCUUCAAGGCACCCAACCAACCACACACCCAUUCCCUCCUGACCCCUCCUCUCUGUGCGUGUGUGGUGUGGGCAGAAGCGUCUUCUCGAAGAGUACAAGCUCGCUGGCGGCUUCACCGGCGUCGAGGCCACCACCACGGUCCCGGCACGCGGCAAGGAGGAGACGGAUUCGCCCGUCCUGUCGGUUCAGGAGCAGGAGAACGCCGUCCACACGAUCGUGCUGGAGUUCUCGAGCGUCACGCGCGUCGACUCCAGCGCACUUGCCGUACUCAAGAAGGUCCACGCUUACUACAGAAAGGUAAGUACCCGGAUGACCUCCCACACACACACACACACGCACACACACACAUGCGCAAUGUUUGUGUGUGCACAGAGGGGAGUUCGUCUGUAUGUGGCCAACGCCAAGGCGGCGGCGCGAGACGACCUGCAGCGGGGCCACGUGGCUCAGAUGUACGGCUACACGCACUUCUUCCCGUCGGUGGACUUGGCUGUCAAGCGGGCGCUGCUGUCGUGUGGUGGGUCGAUGUCACGCAGCUACGAGAAGACCACACCGGUACACGCCUAAGUGACUGAUGGAUAGAUGGAUUGGCUGCUGCAUAAGGGGGGAAGUUUGCCGUUGCUCGCGAGCCUAGUGAGGGGUCGGUGUGUCACUCACUAAUGUGGUGGUGUUUACGUCUCAUCUAGCGCACAGAUACAUGCUCAUGAAUGAAUGGCUCUCUGGACGGACGGCUCUCUGGAUGGAUGGAUGGAGUAUUUUUCGGUCCUACUUAUGCAUCCGUGUGUUUGUUGCUGGCAGGAGCGAGAUAAUGCUUUGCUUUGCUCUGCUGUGCUCUUUGUGAGGGUCUUCUUGUGAGCGAGAGGUCUCACACAUCACAUUGACAGACAGCCAUGAUGCGCAUGGAGAGGGGAGGGGGACGGUGGAAUUAGUUCAACAAAUGGAGCGAC
Vitrella brassicaformis is the source of this 4196-nucleotide messenger RNA. Lineage: Eukaryota; Vitrellaceae. The record is from the annotation of a GenBank genome assembly.